UCCAGGAUAACCUUCCAUCUACAUUGUAGGGGAAAAUAAACAGCAGCCAACUUAUUCUGUCCAGCUCAAGUCCAAGAGAAGGUCAUCCAAUCUGGAUUGUGUGUGUAACAUUUAAAAGUUGUACAGAGCAAAAUACUGAUUGAGUAGGAAAAGGAGUUUGUUUGAAGUCCAGAUUUUUUUAAUCCAUCGUGCGCCAACUGCUAUGGCUCCGGAGCUAAUGACUGUCAUCUGGGUUUCAGUGUCCUGUGUAGCGUUUUGUACUGUGAUUCUGAUGCUGGUGGUGGUCCUCUACAGAAAAGAUCCUCUCUGCUGCGGGUUAAGAGUUCACACGACACACGACUAUACAGACGAUCUACCCCACUAUCACAGCUGGCAAUCUCUGAUAGGCAUUCCUCAUAAUGAACGCAGUGCUGCUUUGAACCAGGCAAUGGCUGGACCACAUCAUCCCGGAGCAGUGUACAUCAUAGGGAAGCCCAGCGACUACCAUUUGGAUGGUCCUCUGCCACGGCUCCCUUCUUACGAGAGUGUGAGGAAGAAGGACAGGCAGAGGCAGAUCCACAGCAUGAUUGCUCAGCGCUUUGGCCUUGCCGGCUGCCACAAUGAGCCCCCUCCAACGUAUGAGGAAACAUUUAGCCAGUCCCUUCAAACUUCACUUUCAGUUGUCCAGCCUCUGGAUAUUCACCCGUCAAUCGAUGACACCCCAAGACUCAGCGAGGACACAAGGCACCUCUCUCAGCCCUCUUCUCUUCAACCCGUCACUCCUCGCCAUCCUGUUUAGACCAAAGAGAUUGUGUCUCUCAGAUCAGCUCUGAGUUUUUUUUUUUUUUGUCAAACCAUUUCUCUUAUUGCAGCCAUACAAGCUACACCAACAAAAAAACCUUUCAGGAGCAGAAUGGAGCUGAUAAAACAGAAUGAUUCAGAAUGUGUUCAAUGACUCUUGACUCAAGCAUUUCACUCUUCCGGACUCUUUAUUCGGUUACCGGCAGUUUCACAGUGUGCUUUUCCAAGAAUCGAAUAAUGAGAUUCAUUUAAAGCAACACUCAUGGAAGAUAAAUCCAGGUCAUUCAAAUACUUUUAUUCAAGCGAUCGCUAGAUAAAUCCAAAACGUUCUUUACUUUCAAACACUUGAAAGCGGUGAAACAUGGAGACUGUCAAAGGAUAAAUCUAAGCAAAGACUGAAGGCACCUUAGCUCCAUGACAUCAGAAAGUAAAGUAUUGUAUUUAACAUUUUAUUCUGGCCUCAAACGUGUGAAGAUAUACUUGUUCUUACUAAAUUAUUUAAAUAGAACUAAUGUUCAUAAGAAUACAGCAUUUCUACUUUCUAUUAGGGGAUUUUUUGAGAAAAUAAUGAGUAGAUGAACCUACUAUCAUCAGUUGCAGUAGUUCAUUAUAAACUCUGGUUUAACAAACUGUAAAUGAAAACAAUGCGUCACUCUAAUCUCUUAAAAAAAUUCCUUAAGUCACAGGGGACAUAUUAGGCAAUAAAUCAUUACAUUUUAAAAUGAUAUGGAUAGUGACUUUUUCUAAAGUAUAUUUCAAAAUCCAUGAUGUUGCUUGUAGCAUUCAUAUUUCUUUGAGGACUUGAACUACUGUUUGAAAACUUCCUUUACCAAUGACUGGGAGCAGAGCCAUUUACAUUUUUUUAGUCCUCAAAAAAGUAUUUAUUUUUCUUUCUUCAUAUGUCUGUGCUUUUUACAUGACAGAGACUUAGAAGAGUCUUAAUUCACAUUUUCAGUCUGUAAUCUAAGUAAUGACAAGCAGGACGCAGCAUUUCCUCAUGUCUUCAUUCUCCCUGUAGUCAAAAUAUAUGAAUGUCCAUAUCAAAGUGGAGAAGCAAACUACUGGAAAUAUUCAGAUACAAGCAGACUCCUUUUUAGUUAGUUCCAGCUAUUUGUAUCUGUUACAGCACAUCUUGUUUUGCCCAUUGAGAAACAUUGUGUUGGACUAAAAAGGCUGAUAAAAGGAAAUGAUACCCAUAACAUAAAAAUAACUAAUUAACUAUAUAUUUCCCAAUAGCUGUAAAGUAUUGGGUAGACAUGAAAAUGAAAGCACACUGCACAAUACUAACAUAACAUCCCACAUAGUACUAUACUCUGUCAUUAUUGUAAGAAUGCCUACAGGCUGUUUUUGUUAUCAUUAUUUAUCUCUGUAUGCGUCUCACUCAUACCACGUUUCAUCCGAUAUGAUCAAGGUGUCAAAUUGUUGACAUGUAAUGUCAUUUGGUGUUAAAAAUCUUUUAGGUUUUUGUGAUUUUUUUUACUCUUGUUGAAAUGAGUGAAGAUUUGUUUUGUUUUUCCCCUCCUUUAUUAAGGUUUUCCCCUUUUAAAAUCUUGAAAAUGUUUGCUUAUUUCUGAGUUUGGAAUGGAUUCCACGUGGAGAGGAGCUAGUUGAGGUGGCCUGCAACUGUUGUUGCCAUUUUCUAUGGAGUAAUUUAUACUCAUGUUUAGUUAUUAUUUUUGGAUGAUUUUGGUUCUAUGUUUUCAUAGAAUAUUUAUGAUUGCAGUUUCACUAAGUUAUUGCUUUGCUAGUUUAUAAUUGAUUUUAGUUUAAUCUGCAUUUAUUUUAAUGUUUAAAAUGAUCUUGACUAAAUAGCCAAUAGAAUGAUAACGUUCGGAGAUGGCGCUUUUGGCGAAUGUAAACUGACGUUUUUUGUCUAUUUAGAAUUUUCAGUAAAGACGGGGUGAACACAC
This is a messenger RNA of Menidia menidia (Atlantic silverside), 2690 nucleotides long. The record is from the annotation of a GenBank genome assembly. NCBI's taxonomy places the organism in Eukaryota, Metazoa, Chordata, Actinopteri, Atheriniformes, Atherinopsidae.